This is a messenger RNA of Anopheles coustani, 2318 nucleotides long. RefSeq names its product probable cytochrome P450 9f2. The record is from RefSeq and is a predicted model, not a curated record. Bases 11 to 1609 code for a protein of 532 amino acids. Lineage: Eukaryota; Metazoa; Arthropoda; Insecta; Diptera; Culicidae. The transcript is spliced from 2 exons. Gene Ontology annotation, molecular function: monooxygenase activity; iron ion binding; oxidoreductase activity, acting on paired donors, with incorporation or reduction of molecular oxygen.
UGUUGUGGAGAUGGCACUGCAGCUGUUGGGUGCGCUGAUGGGCGCGAUGUUCUCGGCGGGAGGUGCCCUCGCGCUUGGGAUGGUCGCCCUGUUGUACUACUACUACGUGGUGCGGGGGGCGCGGUACUUCGCCGAGCGGGGCGUGCCGUAUCAGCCGCCGACGCCGCUCCUCGGCAACGGGGCCGACUUCCUGCUGCGCCGGCGCACGAUGAUAGAGGUCCUGUCGGAGCUGUACGGGCGGUUCGCGCGCCACCGGUUCUUCGGCUACUUCGACUUCCUCUCGCCGAUCUACGUGCUGCGCGACCUGGAGCUGGUGAAGCAGGUGUGCAUCAAGGACUUCGACCACUUCCUCAACCACCGGAUCGAUCUGGACGAGAACCACGAUCCGCUGUUCGGGCGGGCGCUGUUCGCGAUGCGCGACAGCCGCUGGCGGAACAUGCGCACCGUGCUCAGCCCGGCGUUCACCGGCAGCAAGAUGCGGCUCAUGUUCGGCCUGAUCACGACCUACUGCGAGACGGCGGUGCGGACGAUCCGGUCGGAGACGCAGGGCGGGCGGGCCGACCUCGAGAUGAAGGAGCUGUUCCGGCGCUUCGGCAACGACAUCGUGGCGACGUGCGCGUUCGGCAUCGAGAUCAACUCGUUCGCCGAUCGCACCAACGCGUUCUACACGCUCGGCAAGGAGCUGACCAACCUGGAGGGCCUGCAGGGGCUCAAGUUUCUCGCCUUCUCCUCCUUUCCGCGCCUGAUGCGCCUGCUGCGGCUGAAGCUGUUCAGCGACCGGAUGACCACCUUCUUCCGGCACGUGGUGAUGGACACGAUCGCGCAGCGGGAACGUCGGAACGUCGUGCGCCACGACAUGAUCAACCUGCUGAUGGAGGCGCGCAAGCAGGAGCUCAAGUUCGACGAGAACGACAACGUCACCGUCAACGGGGGUCAGAAGCGUCUCAUGGACUGGACCGAUGACGAUCUGACCGCCCAGUGCACGGUGUUCUUCUUCGGCGGGUACGACACCGUCUCCACGCUGUCCUCCUUCAUGGCCCACGAGCUGGCGGUCAACCCGGACGUGCAGCAGCGGCUGCGGGAGGAGUGCGACGCGGUGCGGGCCAGCCUGGGCGACGGCGAGAAGCUCUCCUACGAGACGCUGCAGUCGAUGAAGUACCUCGACAUGGUGGCGACGGAAACGAUGCGCCUCUGGACGCCCGCCCCCUUCCUCGAUCGGAUCUGCACGAAGCCGUACGUGCUGGAGGACUACGACGGGCACAAGGUGCAGCUGCACAAGGGCGACGGUGUGUGGGUGCCGGCGGCCGCCAUCAUGCGCGACCCGGAGCUCUUCCCCGACCCGGACCGCUUCUGGCCGGAUCGGUUCGCGCCGGAGCACCGGGGCAACAUGGACACCAACGCCCUGCUCGGGUUCGGUCUCGGGCCGAGGAACUGCAUCGGCUCGCGCUUCGCCCUGAUGGAGGCGAAGGCCAUUUUCUACUACCUGCUGACGAACUUCUACCUGGAGAAGGGACCCGACACGCAGCACCCGAUCCGCAUGAAGCUGGCCAGCAUCGCGCCGUCCGCCGAAAAGGGCUUCUGGAUACGGUUCCGCGUCCGCGAACCCUGAGUCCCGGGACCAGGCCACCGAUCAACCACUCUAUCCGACUAAUCAAUCGAUCAACUUCAACCCGCACGCACCGCAGCAGUUGGUUCACGGGCAUGUGUUGCAAAACAAUAACAUGAAUAAACAUGAAUUAGAUAAACGCCUACCGCAGCUCCUACUUUGCCAGCGAAAUCAGCUUAAGCAACUGCAACGCAACCAGAUCAAACAGCAUAAGGCUCAAUUUAUCUGCCUCGAUUAAAUGCGCCGCUUCAAAACGCAGCCGUCAAAUUCAAAAGAGCGGUGUAUAGCAUGUUGCAUAAGCUGCAGGCGUUCGCACGUCGCGAACAAGGAAGCGGAAAGCUCCGAAAGCACCGGACAAGUCUGGUUUUCCUCGUGCAUCUCCAACUGCAUCGAAUAUUUUGUUUGUAUCGGUUCAGUUUUAUUUACAACUCGGUCAAAAUACACAUCGAAAAAAAGGAACACAACUUUACAACACAACGGUAUACUGAAAAUUAACUGAUUAAAAUUCAUACGCGAAAGUAUUCAAUAUAUGUACAUGUAUUUGGUAUGCUUAUAUUUACAUACCUCCGGUGUCGUCUUGGAGCACACCAGCAGCUCCUUAAAGAAAAAAAGUGAAAGACAUAAGAAAAUUAGACACAGGCUUUAAUAUCGCUUGAGGAAAAUUAUGAUCUAAUAAACUAUCUCCUUUAGGUUUAAAUUCGCCUAAAGGUAA